UCUUCCUGGUUUUGAAACAGAAAUAGUCACACCUGGAUUGAAAAAAAUGCUAUAGCCUAUUCACAGAAAACGCCAUCACGUUAACGCAAAGAUGAAAAUUUUGAUAUGUGGUGGAGGAAAUGGUGCACACUGUUUUACAGCUCUAGCUUCAGCUUGUCAAAAUGUUGAGGUCAACGUUCUUACCAUAUAUAAAGACGAAGCAGAAAGGUGGACAGAUGCACUGAAAAGUAGUGAAUUGAUAGUUUCUAUAUCAAAACCAGAUGGGUCGGUAACAGAAACACAUUCCAAACCAUCAUUGGUAACAAAGGAUCCUCAAGUUGCUGUGGAUGGAGUACAAAUUAUUUUUAUCGUCGUCCCCGCUUACGUUCAUCAGUUCUAUCUCCAAGUGCUUUCCCCGUAUAUCAAACCAAAUACACUAAUAGUAGGACUUCCGGGUCAUGCAGGGUUCGAGCUGCAAUGUUUACAUAUGUUACAUAGCGAAUCAAGGAAAUGCGCAAUUGUUGGCUUCGAAUCUCUUCCCUGGGCAUGCCGGAUAAUUGAAUAUGGUAAAAGGGUUCAACUACUUGGCUUCAAAGACAUUCUUCAUGCUUCCUUCUUACUUGGAACAAAUUGUAAUCUACAGUUUCCGGCUAUUGAAACAAUACAAAGUAUCCUUGGUCCUAAACCAAGUAUCAAGGUAGCCGCUAAUGUUCUUGCAGUUGCAUUAAUGACAGGUUCGAUAAUGCAUCCACCAAUAAUGUAUGGUAAAUGGAAGAACUGGGAUAAAACUCCACUGGACGUAAAACCUUUGUUUUAUCAAGGUGUGGACGAAGAACAGGCAAAUAUUGCCACAAAUUUAAGCGAUGAGGUUGUGAAAACAGCAAAACAAAUUCAGGAGAAGUGUCCCGAUCUUGAUAUGUCUGAUGUAGUACAUCUAUCUGAUUGGUUUAAAGCACACUACCAAGAUGGGAUUGCUGAUAAUAGUUCCUUGAUGAUGUCAAUGAGAACAAAUAGAGCAUAUGAAGGAUUAGAACAUCCAAUGAAAGCCCUGGACAAUGGAUAUGUUCCUGAUUUCGCAUAUCGUUACACGACCGAAGAUGUUCCAUUUGGUCUUGUUGUAUUGAAAGGAUUAGCUGUAAUUGCAGGUGUAGCUACGCCUACAAUGGACAAGAUUAUUCAGUGGGCGCAAAGCAUUAUGGGAAAAGAAUAUAUCAUUGGAACAGAUCUUGUUGGAAAAGAUGUUAAGUUUUCGAGAGCCCCACAGUCAUUUGGCCUCAACACUCUUGAACAAGUGCAAGCCUUUAUCAAUUCUCAUAUAUGUGUAAAUGCUUGAACUUAAAGUAAUAGGCAUCAUGAAUUUUGAUUCUGCAGUGAAAAUGUAUACCGACUUUGAAGUUGCGCAGACAUUUAUUAGUAACGGAGGACAGACGCUGGGUAGUUUUCAUUAUCAGUUUAUAUAAAGUACGGAAAUACCAUUUUUACUGUAUAUGCCAUAUACUAGUUUCUAAUGAUAAAUAAACAGACGAAAUAUUUAUGACUUUGGAAUAAAAUAAUAAAUAAUAUAUCAAAUG
Mytilus californianus (California mussel) is the source of this 1550-nucleotide messenger RNA. Its product is annotated as octopine dehydrogenase-like. The transcript has 2 exons. Bases 92 to 1312 code for a protein of 406 amino acids. Gene Ontology annotation, molecular function: oxidoreductase activity. The record is from RefSeq and is a predicted model, not a curated record. Lineage: Eukaryota; Metazoa; Mollusca; Bivalvia; Mytilida; Mytilidae.